Messenger RNA from Papilio polytes (common Mormon), 4878 nucleotides. RefSeq lists its product as uncharacterized. Lineage: Eukaryota; Metazoa; Arthropoda; Insecta; Lepidoptera; Papilionidae. Bases 459 to 4700 code for a protein of 1413 amino acids. The record is from RefSeq and is a predicted model, not a curated record. The transcript is spliced from 11 exons.
GACAGAGUCGAGCGGAAAACUUGUUUAUGUAAACUUUCUGUCAAGUGAUUCGUGUUCGUGUUUCAAAAUAUCGUAGCCGAGAAAAUAACAAUCCACCGUGGUACGGACGCAGGUGUUGCAACUUUGCACGGUUAACUUAACCAGUCGAUUGGUUUAAAUUCAACAGGAAUUGAACUUUUGUCUGUUUUUAUUACUUGUAUAAAUAAUAAAAAAAGAAACGUUAAACAGGUGUGUAACGCGGUCAGUCGAAGUGUCUAUAUCAGUGCAUGUUUUGUGUUAAUUUUUGAAAUAAACGACAGUGUAAUUAAUUUUCUUUUACCGAAAUAUAAACAUGUUCACUUGUUGAGGUGUCUUUGUGUAAGUCAUCGAAUAACUGUGAUAAGGAUUGACACGAAUUGCGUGUUUAUUAUUGAACCCGUAGUAAAAUUGUGCCUAAACAUGUUCGUUAAUCUAAAAUAAUGAUAUCGUCCAACAGAGUGCAAGCGAUAAAAAGUAAAUUUGAAAAUUUGAACGUCGAAAACGUGCCGGUUGUUCGGAAACGAAUCGUUCCAAAACAGCUGUGUAUACAAAGUAAGGUCAGCGAGGUAGACAGUGAAAAUAUUUUCAAAGGAAACAUAAUUGAGCGAAAUGAAAUAUCGUUUAAGGAAAAAAGCAAUUGCGCUGAUUCAGACUCUAGUGACGAUAUAUCGCCUAAACCUAACCACAGCUAUUUGUACGGUGAAGUGAAAAGGACCGCUGGUGAUACGAAGAAAUUAUUAUCUCGCCAAACUAGUGAUCCUGGGAAGAAACUCCACAGAAGUCACGCAUUCCGUUGUGACAGGAGCCAGAAAAUCAAUGACACACCCAAAAGGCAUGGGAGUUGCAACGGUAGGUCAGAAUCUGGAGAUUUCACAUUAAAAAUGGGUGAUAAGAAACUUAGUAAAGAUAGAUUGAGACGUCUCGGGAAUUUGUUGGAAGAUCAAAUGAAAAAAGAAAAUUUCAAAGUCAACAAUGAAAUAUUUGUCGGUGAAAUUAAAAUGGUUAGAACUGACGGCAAUUCAAUACCUGAUUCUCAAGUGCCAAAGCACAUUUUGGAUCAGUACGCUAAAGUUAUUAAAAAGAAAGAGGUUGAUAAACAGGAUGCUAUGACAGACAGUGGUGUUAGUUCUGAAACUGAAAAUUUGGAGGAGGAAAAAUGCAGUAAAAUCAAACAACUCAUGUCUCAUUAUGAGAAACCUGAUAUAACUCAAACACGUAAUGUGCCAGAAAUAGAAAAAAACACUAAUGAAACUGAAAAUGCGGUUAUCAAUGUUGAUGAUCAAACAAAUUUGGAAUUAAUGAAUGAUCUUUGUGCAUCCAGUGAGACAAUGAAACUGGAACGUAAGAACCCUCAUUUAGUUUUAACCGACACCCUUAAAAAGGCUCUGAAACAACCAUUACCUGCAGGUCCUCCACCUAAGAAACCACCUCGCAUAUUCACAGCUCCCAUUCCUGAAGCUACCCCGGUACCUCAACCUGAAUCUCCUGAAAAGCAGAGGAAAGAUACAAAAAAGAUGAUAGAAAAACUCGAGAAAGCAUUACAGAGAAAGGAAGCACAAAAUCAUUCCAACAAACAUAUUUAUGAUGUAGCCGAGGCGGAUUUGAGUAAAACAAAACCUAAGGAGAUACAUUACUUAUGUACAGAAGUCCUUGAUAUUGCACAACGGUCACUAAUUGCCAAUCAACAUAUUCUUAACCCUAUAAAUUGUUUCACUUCAUUAAACUGUGCCAUAGUGAAUAACCAUUCAACAUUAAGCUUGCCAUACACUAGAUUGAGUACAGGUUCUAUAAAUCGUGAUUCUGCACACUUUAAUCCUGACACUGGUAAUGACAGCAAACCUCAUCUUACCACUUUUGAUAAAACAAAUGAAUGCGGUAAAUGCCAUUCAAGUGAUGGUUUUAAAUGUUAUUUGAGCUGCAAAUGUAACGAUCUCGUUGAAGAGAAAGAGAAUCAAUGUAAUUUUAUAAGUUAUCUUAAAUCUGAUUAUAGAAAUAAAUUAAGUUAUCCUGUAGAUGAGGAACCUAUAUAUGAUGAGCCUUAUAUCGGAGAUUGUGAUGUACAGAUUAAAAAGAAUGAAUAUGGAACUUUAAGCAGUUGGAGAUUUAAGGAGAACUGCAGUAAGAGUUUGGAAGAUUUAAGAAUUGCUGAUAAAGAGGAUAAGAAAAUUUACGACAUACCUUGUGAAAUAUCCCGACCCACCACCCCGGACUUUACAAAGUCAAAUAAAAUUGACUUCCGAAAACUAAGGCAGAACUUCGAAGUCGGUUUCAGCGAUACAGAAACAGAAAUAAACAAAAGAUUAUCUAAAGAAUCCCUGUAUCAAGGAAGAGUUCGUAUUAACGAAACUAAAAAGAUAUUUAGUAAUAAGAAUGGUAUCGAAAAAGAACCUUUGCUAUCAAAAAAGGUUUCCAAAUCAACAGAAAAUGUGUGCGAGGAGUUUAAAACUGCAAAGAAAUCGAUUGAAAAACAAUUCAAUACAGACACGAGAAGGUACAGAAAGUUCGAGAAGGCAGAGAAUAAAAAUGUCACAAGAUUUUCGCUGGCGAAGAAGGAUAAUGCACAAUUAGACGUUGAUAGAGAAAAUCUCAACCGUCUGAUGACGGAGAUCUACGAAACGGUCUCUGCAGCGUGCAAUAUGGACGAAAACAAACCUGGCUGCUUCCCAACAGAGCUAUCUGAUGGCAGUACUAGUGAAGAAUCCGUAAGGCUGACAAGAAGUCUUACAGAAAAAAGGAAGAAUUACGUCAGACGGGUGUCAUCCAGGGUGGCAUAUCUUGACCCAAAGAAUGUCAAAAGCCUUCGGUUCCGCCAUCAGACCUCCAUAUGUUCGUACAAAUCGGAAAUAAUAGACAAUCCAUAUUCUACAUUCCGUUCUUGGAAGAGUUUCCGAGCAUCACAGUCGAAUCUCGCCAAAGACAAGAUGGCGGAUGUGACAGAUUCCAAAUUCAAUUUGACGGAUUCAACCGGAAACGUGUUGUCUAUGAAAGAUGAUUUGACAGCGAGUGAUGAUAGCAUAGACAAUCAGAGUAUAGAUGAAAAAACCGGCUGCGUCGAUAUCGGAUUGCCUUUUGAGCCAAGAGAGAGGGGCUUGUUCAAUAUAUGUCUGUUGGUCGGAAUGAAUUAUAUGACAGGACAGGCGUACGUGAAGAGUGUGUUUCCAAGUCAGGUGGUAGUGCCAGCUCACAUUGAGAACCUGGUGUUCCCGGAGACGCUGUGCGGUGCGCAGGCGCAGGCGGAGGGGGCGGAGGCCCGCGCAACCCAGCAGUAUUCAUUAGUACUAACUGAUGAGCGUGGAGAACGCAGCUACGGGUACUGCCGGCGCGUGUUGCCUGAAGGCGCCACCACUUGUUUGCCGCUUUGCUACUGUCUUAUAGGCAAAUAUCGAGCGCCAGGGUUUUAUUAUAAGGUACUACAGGAGAUUGAAUCUCAACAUGGCAACUCGGAAUUAGAGACCAAUUUACUUCUGCAGCAGCUAUUCGAAAGCGAUUUCCCCAACCCUGGGGAAGAUAUCACUAUCUCGUAUACUAAAGACCAUCACCAGACCAUGAAUGACAGGAAUUCAGUCAAUUUAGGAGAGAUAUUCACAAAGGCAGGACCAGACCUGGUCUCCAGCGAAUCUAGACCAAAGAAGAUGCACAAAGUGGACAGCUUACCUGAUAAUGUAAAGGAUAUGCCGGAGUUUUAUGAUUUACAUAAUAAUAAUAGUCCUAAAAGGGUUCUGCUAGAUCUGGAAGGACCAAGAACGAAGAUCAUAAAGAGGCCCAUAGAGCCGCGAGUGGACGAGGACAACUUCUCCGUGCUGCUGGAUUCCUUCGGCGCUGGUCUAGUCAUCAAGGUGUUUAGCUCCUUACUCCUGGAGAGGAAGGUCGUGAUUAUGGGGAACCAGCUCAGCGUGGUGUCGUCGUGCAUGGAGGGUCUGCAGGCGGCGCUGUACCCGCUGGUGUGGCAGCAGCCGCUCAUAGCCAGCAUCCCAGCGGACAUCCAGCGCGAGGUGCUGGAGGCGCCGCUGCCGCUGCUGGCCGGCAUGCUGGCGGCGCACACUAACACUGAUCAUGUGCAGUUUGAAGAGGGUAUGUUAAUCGACUUAACACAUCCAAAUAAAGUGUUAUUCUACCAAGGAGACGAAUCAACUAUCCUACCUACUUCCAGUUACAAAACUCUUAAAACUUCCCUACAAAUGGAAUCUAUCAAACAGAAAGACAAACAAGAAGACACGAAGACGAGAAAUGUGAUGAUAUCUGAGGCCUUCUUGAGGUUUUUUGUCGAUAUUUUGGGUGAUUUCUGGAAGUUUUUUGUAGUUAGAGAACUGAAGGAUGGUGAAAUGGGCAAGAAUGGUGUCGUUUUUGAUAAAGAAUCAUUCGUCAAAAACGCAUCAUCAAAGCAGAACCAAUAUUUCCUAGAAUGGUUCUCAGAGACGGCGAUGUUCAACCAUUUCAUACAGAACAUGGCCGCGAGCUAUCCGCGGCUUGCUGACGGCACGCAUUCAGCGUCUCUGCCCACCCCACACGACGCACAGCUCGUUGAUACCCCACUACCAAACUACUAUGAACUCUUCCAACAACGUUUAACAAGUAGAAACAAAUCGGAACACAGAAUAACUGACUCUAAAAACAAUUAUAAAAGUGCUGUGAAUAAAAAAGUGAAAAUGUUAAAAACGAAAUUAAGAGAAUUAGUGACUUAGUGAGGUUUUUACCUAAAGUGGAACUUGAAAGUGUAAAAUAGUGUUUGAAAAUAAAAUAGUCUUCCUAUAAAAAGGUUGAAAUAUCAAGAAAAUAGGAACUAGUGAAUAAAAUAUAUAUCGCAAAAUGAAAUUAAUAGAAAACACUAGCUGUUGCCCGCGACUUCUGCAUGAUAUUAAA